Molecule: messenger RNA, 1286 nt
Organism: Polistes dominula (European paper wasp)
Lineage: Eukaryota; Metazoa; Arthropoda; Insecta; Hymenoptera; Vespidae
Source: RefSeq, a predicted model, not a curated record
UCAACAGAUUUUCGCCUGUCAAUAGUCUCUGUAAUCCGAGCAGAUUAUCGGCUAUAAUUUCGGGAACACGCGUUAAAGUCACUCCUGCAUAUCCCGCUAAAAUGAAAUGUUGUCAAGCUAAUCCUUAUCAAGCAUGCAUCAAUUACAUUUCGGGUAUUCACGGUGAUCCUUCAAGCGUGAAAACUCAUAUUGGAACUCCUAUUGGAUUGCCCCAAUUUGGAAUUGGAAGUUACGAUACCUCUAGAAUCAUUUACGAUCCUUCUAACGGAAAUUCUCGAUUGGAGACUGGAAGGGGCGAUUACAGUACCUCUAGUAUCAACCAUGGCACUUCCAUUCCUUUUGGAUUGCCUCAAUCGCAAUUUGGAAGUUAUGGUACCUCUAGCAUCACGUACGAUACACCUAAUCCUUAUCGAACUCCUAACAUCGUUUCAGGUAUUCAUACUCCAUUCGAAGAUAUACGUUAUGGAACUCCUUUGCAACGUCGAUUAAAAGAUCAAUUACCAGCAGAUCCUAUAUCGUUGGCAUUAGCCUAUCAAAAUCUCGUAGCACCAAAGAUAUAUUAUAACAAAGGAAAGAAAUCAGUAUCGGAGGGAAGCUUAUCGUUCGGACACAGAACAUUGCCGAUCGAAUUGAAGAAAGAAAAGAAAUUGAUCGACGUACCCGAAGAAAAACUUGUAACCGUCGAUAGACCCAUCAUGGAAUUGAAACUUUCUCGGGCGAAUUCUAUAAUGAUCGGAGAUGACGACGACGACGACGACGACGAAGAGAAUGAUACCUUUGCCGAGCUUGAAGCUAUGGAACGAGAACAUUUGAAACAGAGAGAACAACUCGAUCGCGUGGCAUCGAAUUUUUUAAGUUACGGAUCGAAUCCUUUUAGAGACGUAGGUUACCGGCCUAUCGACGUAGACGCUGUCAAGCCAAACAUUGCCAUAAAUGCACCCUCGUUAAACCUUCAAGGAGUAGAUCAAAGAAUCGUAUCGAAUGGAGAAGAAAAUGGCAUCGGCGGAAAAUUAAUCGGACCAAAUAUAGGAUAUAGAUCAAAAGUAGGCUGUGGACCGAGUGGUCCACCUCUACCAGGCUACAUACCAGGAUCCGUAAUAGUUCAACAGCAAAUUGAAAUGGAGGAACCACAAGAGAAUGAGCAAAUUGAUAUGGAUUCUUACAACUACAACGUCGAUAACGAUGAAACUGACGAACAAGUCGAACGUAAUUCAGGCUUGGGAAUCAUAGCUAGAUUACGAAAUGCGGCUCAAAAAAAUAGAAUAUCGUCCUUGUGUUUCCAUUGA